Apis laboriosa (Himalayan honeybee) is the source of this 4597-nucleotide messenger RNA. It is a transcript of the gene Spt5, whose product is annotated as transcription elongation factor SPT5. The record is from RefSeq and is a predicted model, not a curated record. Gene Ontology annotation, biological process: transcription elongation by RNA polymerase II; regulation of transcription by RNA polymerase II; transcription elongation-coupled chromatin remodeling. The coding region runs from base 153 to 3557 and encodes 1134 amino acids. The transcript has 11 exons. Gene Ontology annotation, molecular function: mRNA binding; protein binding. Lineage: Eukaryota; Metazoa; Arthropoda; Insecta; Hymenoptera; Apidae. Gene Ontology annotation, cellular component: DSIF complex.
CGUAGAGAACUCUUCGAAAAUUUUUGCUACGUAUUUGUAUUGGUUAUUCUGUACGACGUACGCGUUGGUGAGCUAACCAAGUUAUCUUCAGUCAGCAGCUAUACAAUAUUAAUAUAAAAUAUAAAGUAAUAAAUAUUUAAUAUAUAUAUAAAAUGUCGGAUUCGGAAGCAAGUAAUCUCUCUGAUAAUGAAAGUGAUCGUGGCGGUGGCGGUAGCGAAAGUGAUCAAGAAGAAAAUCACUCAGUAAAAUCCGCAGCUGGCAGCGAUGCAGGUAGUGUUGGUGAAAGAUCUCAUAGUGCUUCUCGCAGUAGAAGUCCAUCUAGAUCACGAUCUAGAAGUCCAUCAAGGUGGCGAUCACGAUCUCAAUCAGCAUCUGGUUCUGACGAUGGUAGAGGAGAUGAAGCAGAAGAAGCAAGAUCUGGUGAUGAAGAAAUGGUGGAGCCUGAAGAAGAACCUGAAGGAGAAGAUUUGGAAGGAAGUAGUGAAUAUGAUGAAGAAGAAGAAGAAGAAGACGAUGAUAGGCCUCGCAAGAAAAAGAAAAAAGAUAAAUAUCGUGAUUUCAUUAUAGACGAAGCUGAAGUAGAUGAUGAAGUAGAAGAUGAUGAUGAAUGGGAAGAAGGUGCUCAAGAAAUUGGAAUUGUUGGAAAUGAAGUAGAUGAAUUAGGUCCUACUGCUAGAGAAAUUGAAGGCAGACGUAGAGGAACAAAUCUUUGGGAUUCCCAAAAAGAGGAUGAAAUAGAAGAAUAUCUUCGAAAAAAGUAUGCAGACGAAUCUAUUGCUACUCGGCAUUUUGGAGAUGGGGGCGAAGAAAUGAGCGAUGAGAUCACUCAACAAACUUUGUUGCCAGGUGUAAAAGAUCCAAAUCUAUGGAUGGUAAAAUGUCGUAUUGGAGAAGAAAAAGCCACAGUACUCCUAUUAAUGCGAAAAUUUAUAACAUAUCAAUUUUCAAACGAACCUCUUCAAAUAAAAUCCGUGGUUGCACCUGAAGGAGUAAAGGGUUAUAUUUAUAUAGAAGCAUAUAAACAGCCACAUGUAAAAGCAGCUAUUGAAAACGUAGGAAAUUUAAGAAUGGGUAUUUGGAAACAACAGAUGGUACCAAUUAAAGAAAUGACUGAUGUAUUACGUGUAGUUAAAGAACAGACAGGCUUAAAAGCGAAACAGUGGGUUAGAUUAAAGAGAGGCAUUUAUAAGGAUGAUAUAGCUCAAGUUGAUUAUGUUGAUUUAGCGCAAAAUCAGGUUCAUUUGAAAUUGUUACCCAGAAUUGAUUAUACUAGACCACGUGGCGCUUUAAGAACAGCACAAAGUGAAUCUGAAGCCUUAAAACGUAAAAAAAAAAGAAGACCAGCAGCCAAACCGUUUGACCCCGAAGCAAUCCGCGCUAUUGGAGGAGAAGUUACGAGCGAUGGUGAUUUUUUAAUUUUUGAAGGAAAUAGAUACAGUAGAAAAGGAUUUUUAUAUAAAAAUUUUACGACAAGUGCUAUUAUUGCCGAAGGUGUAAAACCAACUUUAUCUGAAUUAGAAAGAUUCGAAGAAGCUCCUGAAGGAGUUGAAUUAGAUUUAAGUGGAGCUCCAGGAACUGGUGCAUCUGGUAAUAAAGAAGAUUCAGCUGUGACACAUUCUUUUAGUACAGGGGACAAUGUCGAAGUAUGUGAGGGUGAAUUGAUCAAUUUACAAGGAAAAAUUGUAUCAAUAGAUGGAAAUAUGAUUAUGGUUAUGCCAAAACAUGAGGAACUUAAAGAAGCUUUAGAAUUCCAAGCUUCUGAAUUACGAAAAUAUUUCACUAUGGGUGAUCAUGUUAAAGUUGUGGCAGGAAGAUAUGAGGGUGAUACUGGUCUGAUAGUUCGAGUAGAACAAAAUAGAGUAGUUCUAUUUUCUGAUCUUUCAAUGCAUGAAUUAGAAGUUCUUCCAAGAGACUUACAACUUUGCUCUGAUAUGGCAACUGGUGUAGAUAGUUUAGGUCAAUUUCAAUGGGGUGAUUUAGUGCAGUUAGAUGCACAAACAGUAGGUGUGAUAGUUCGACUUGAACGUGAAAAUUUCCAUGUUCUUUCCAUGCAUGGAAAAGUUAUAGAAGCUAGACCUCAAGGACUUACAAAAAGACGUGAAAAUAGAAAUGCGGUAGCAUUAGACUCUCAACAAAAUACUAUACAGAAAAAAGAUAUUGUUAAGGUAGUGGAUGGUCCACAUGCUGGAAGAGGUGGUGAAAUUAAACAUUUAUAUAGAAGUUUCGCAUUUUUACAUUCACGAAUGUUUGUUGAUAAUGGUGGAAUUUUUGUUUGUAAAACGAGACAUUUACAACUUUCUGGUGGAAGUAAGUCCAAUAUAUCGUCCAUGUCACCAAUGACAGGAUUUAUGUCGCCGAGAAUUGCUUCACCAAUGCAUCCUAGUGGUGGUGGUUUCGGAAGAGGUGGAGGUGGAAGAGGCAGAGGUCGCGGUGGUGGAGCUAGACGUGAUAGAGAAUUGAUAGGAACUACUAUCAAAAUAACAGGCGGACCAUACAAAGGAAACGUUGGAAUAGUCAAAGAUGCUAUAGAUACGACUGCUCGUGUAGAGUUACACUCUACUUGUCAAACCAUUUCUGUAGAUAGAUCUCAUAUUGCAAACGUUGCAGUACUUACAAAAGAUGGUGGUUUCAGCAGUUAUAAUAGGACACCAGCAUAUGGUGGCGGACAGACACCAAUGUAUGCCAGAGAUGGAUCUAAGACUCCCAUGCAUGGUUCUCAAACACCUAUGUACGAAAAUGGUUCUCGUACACCUCAUUAUGGUUCGAUGACACCAUCUCACGAUGGUUCACGUACACCUGGGCAAUCUGGAGCUUGGGAUCCAGCUGUUACUAAUACUCCUGCAAGAACAAAUGAUUUUGAUGGAUAUAGUAUGGAAGAAGGCGGAUCUCCAGGUUAUGCACCAGGAUAUCCUCCCACAGGUGGACCAUUCACGCCACAAACACCUGGGACAAUGUAUGGUUCAGAGCAGAGUUUCAGCUCGUAUCAACCAAGUCCAAGUCCAGCAGGAAGUGCUACUGCAAGUCCUAGCCCUGCGGGAUAUGUUGCUACUCCUUCACCAAGUGGUACUGGUUAUACCACUAGUCCUCAUGGAGCUUUCGCUACGCCUUCACCGAUGGGUUAUAGUCCUAUGACUCCUGGAGUAGCAGGUAGUCCGUACAAUCCACAAACACCAGGCGCUGGCUUAGACACUGGCGUUGGUGCUGGAGUCAUUGGAGGAACUGAAUGGCAUACCACAGAUAUUGAAGUUCGAAUCCGUGAUUCUCAUCAGGAUCCUGCAUUGGCGGGUCAGCAAGGUGUUAUUAGAGGAAUAUCUGGUGGAAUGUGUGCAGUCUUCCUACCCGUAGAAGACAGAGUAGUGAACUUGGUUUGUGAAGAACUAGAACCAGUAGUUCCAUCGCGGGGGGAUCGAGUCAAAGUAAUUAUUGGAGAAGACAGAGAAGCAGUGGGGACAUUACUCUCCAUAGAUAAUCAAGAAGGUGUGGUGAAAUUGAAUAAAGACGAAGUGAAGAUGUUGCAUUUGCGAUUUUUAUGUAAGAUGAAGGCACCGAAUACAUAAUUCUUCAUUCCAAGGCAAUCUUCUAAACUUGAAAAAGCUAACACUCGCAUGGAUAUGGGUAAAAAACUUAAGGAACGAUCAUUGAUAGAUCCGGACAUUUCUAUUUUAAAAAAAGAAUUAUCCUAAGAAUUCUUACUUGUUUUCUAAUUUCUAAAUAAUUAACUUAGAAAUAUAUUUUCUAACAUAUUUCAAUAUAUAUUUUCUAAUAUACUAAAAUAUUAUUUCUUAAAAUUUUCUAUCAAAUAAUCAUUUAAAUAGUUUUUUAAAUAGUUAUUUAAAAAAAAUCUUUUAUUUUUAGGAUUUUUCAUCUCUAAAAAGUUUUGUAUAUUCUAUAUAUUUAUUUUUCUUAAACUUUGCUUACUUGCACUUACUUUGCAGUUAUUAUAUUUUUAACAAUAUUUAAUGUUUUUUUCUAUAGCAUAUUUUUCUUUUUUUUUCUUGCUUUUUUCGCAUAUAUGCUUUAGUUUGUAUGCUUGUAAAUUUCAAUUAUAUAAUUUUUUAAUUCAAUUACAUGUUUUUGUUUGAAUUAUUGUUACUUAUAUUAAAACUAAUUUGUAUGUUUGUAAUGUUUUCUUCAGCACAUAAUUUUUAAUUGAAGUAUCUAUUUUCUGAUUUAUUAAUUCACCAAAUUUUCUGAAAAUUUUUUUCCUCUCAUUUUCUUUAUAAUACUAGCAUUAUAAUACUAGAAUCUCUUUCUCUCUAUUUCGAUUUCGAUAAUUUUUUUAAUUGAACUAUAUAUUUAUCAGCUUUAUAUUUUAUGAAAAAUGAUGAUUCAAAGUAGUUAUCGAAUUAUAUGUUAGUGAAGCUGAAUGUUAAUUGAAGAAUUAUUUUAUCACAAAUAAAAUCUGGCUGAUAAAAUUUUCCUCGAUCCAAAGAAACCCACUAAGGACCGUGCGAGUGUUGCAAAGAUUUAAGCGCUUCAGGAAUUCGAAAAAUUUUUAACAAGAAUUGUUCAAACAACGUAAUGAUUUUACGUUGUACUUGUUAUGUUUAAAAUAGCAAUCAAAUUAUUUAAAAUAAAUACAUAUUAUUAUUGUGAA